AGCAAAAGUUAUUUGUCAAAACCUUCAAUGUAAAUAUCAAGAUUUAUCACUCUAUCACGUAUAAAAUAUUUGUAAAUUUAUUUAUCAACAUAAUUAAAACAUAUUAAAUGUUAAAAUAUGUCCAAUACACUUGAGGAUUGCAGAAGUAACUUUGCUGAUGCCGAAUGGCAAUUUUGGUGUAGACUUUGUGCUAAAGACGAUGUGCGAAAUAUAAAUAUAUAUCCAGAACAAAACCAAACUCCAAUUCACACAAAUGCUACGCUCAUAGAUUUCAUAGCGGAGUUCUUUAAAGUUCAUAUACGGCAGCAUGAGGAUUUACCACAUUGGCUUUGUGCACAAUGCUUUUCCUUGGUUUCAUCUUUGUCCAAAUUCACAAAUCAAGUUAAGCAAGUACAAAAUAUGUACAAUGAAAUACAAAGUUCUGGUGCUAGAGAAGCGCUGGAUUUUCGAGUUAUACGCGAGAAGUAUAAUUUACUUGAGUAUGAGUUAUUUAUGUUUAAUAUGUCAGAUACAAAAUCAGCUAUUGAAAAUAUUUUUGUUGCUGAUGCACCAGAAAUAAUUGAACAUAAAUCAUUGGAGCAUAUAGUAAAGAGUGAAAUAAUAUCGGACGAAAUACAAGGUGGCAUAUUUCUGAAUGACGUCGAAUAUAAUAGUGAAUUUCAAGAUCCCAUUGGUGAUACAAUUGAAAAUGCUACUAACGAAGUAGAGAGUAGUAAUAGUAUGGAUGACAGUGAAACUGAGGAAACUAGUAAAGAAUGCAAAAAACGGCUGAAAAAGCAUACAAAUUCUUCGGCUCCAGAAUCAAAAGCAACCAAAUACUACUGCAACGAAUGCGCACUACAUUUCAAAAGAAUUAGCAAUUAUGGCAUACAUAUGAAGAAAAAACAUGGUGUUGACAUAGAACGGGAUCCUCCAAGUUGCUUUUCUUGUCCCCAAUGUGCCAGGACUUUCAAAUCAAGAUUCAAAUUGAAUCGUCACAUUAAAAUACAUCGACCCUUAGCGGAGAAGCGUAUAUUUCCAUGUCCACAAUGUGAUCGAAAAUUCCAAACUAAAGAUUAUGUAUUUCGACAUAUUAAAUUCGUACAUGAAGAUAUACGUCCAUUUAUUUGCGAGGAAUGCGGUGAGUGUACACGCACGGAAACUACACUGCGUGAACAUAUGCUUAUACAUACCGACUAUGCACCAUUUGAAUGUGAGAUUUGUAAGAAAGGAUUUAAAAAUCAAGCACGUUUGAAGAAUCAUAUGGAGAUGCACAGCUCACACAAACAUAUCUGCAGUGAAUGUGGUUUAGAAUUGAACUCGCGUGUAACGCUCAAUCGUCAUAUGCUUGUACAUUCGGAUGAGAUGCGUCAUAAGUGUGACUAUUGUGGGCGUGAAUUCAAACGUGCGAAAACUUUAAAAACUCACUUGAUACUACACAGUGGUUUAAAGCCAUACUCAUGUGACUUUUGCGACAAAACAUUUGCCAACGGCUCCAAUUGUCGUACUCACAAAAGAAAGUCACAUCCCGAAGAGCUGGCGGCUUUGGAGGCUUCCGGAGAAAAGAAAUUCACCAAAAAUAUUCCUAAAUUAGCGGUUUUAAAGACAGUUACGCGCACAGCUGAGAAUCUACUACCCGUGGUAUCUAAACAAAGUGGGAAUUUUUCUUUUGGCAAGAAACCGAAACCACCAGCUAGUUGUAAAGAUGAAACGCAAAAAUGUGCAGAAAAUAAUACAUGAGUGUAUUAUAACGGUAAAAAAGCGAGAGCAGGAAUUUCUUUAUCAUUAUUCCAUAGCUGCAUGCUAGUGAUUACCCUGGGUCGGCGAGCUGGUGUCUAUAGGACAGACAAUCGUUUGUAUAAUACAGAGAAUCGUUAUAGUUUAAAAACUGCAUUCGAUACCAUUGUACGUAUACACUUGGAACCCAAAGUGUGUUUUAUGAUCUAAUAAAUUGGGAUUAUAUAAUAACAUUAUAUUUUGGCACACGAUAAUAUGAUUUCAUACACUACAGAUAUUGAACGUUUCCUGUACAGGUAUAAAAUGAGUCAGUUGCACAAACGAUUUAAAUGUUUUAUUUAAAAGCAGUACUUGAAACAUGCCAAAAUUGCAGUACUAAUUAUGUUUGCAGCUGCAAAAGAGCUUUAGUUUUACCAGAAAUUAAUAGAAAACUCGAACUAAAUUACAUACUAAUGUAUAAAUAUGCCUAAUCAUAUUAAUAUAACCAUAGUUUUAGUAUAUUGCACUAAUUUAGCAUUUUUAUUGCAUUAUAUUAUAAUAAAUGCCAAUCAGAAAACUGUUUGUUUAUUUAUCAAAAACUUUUGAAAGUCAUUUGUCGCGUGGUUUCCAAGAUUUAAUUAUGAUUUCUAAUUAUAUUUGUGAUUGUGUGAAACACGUUGAUAACGAGUGACCUUAACUAAUAUGCAUGGAAAGUAAUUAACAACCAUAUGCGCGAGGCACACUUUAUCACUAUAUGCGUGAUUUCAGAAGCGAUUGAUAAGAGCAACUAAAUCAUAGACAUUAAAU
Messenger RNA from Zeugodacus cucurbitae (melon fly), 2502 nucleotides. RefSeq names its product zinc finger protein 85. The transcript is spliced from 4 exons. Gene Ontology annotation, biological process: regulation of transcription by RNA polymerase II. Bases 118 to 1719 code for a protein of 533 amino acids. Gene Ontology annotation, molecular function: zinc ion binding; DNA-binding transcription activator activity, RNA polymerase II-specific; RNA polymerase II cis-regulatory region sequence-specific DNA binding. The record is from RefSeq and is a predicted model, not a curated record. NCBI's taxonomy places the organism in Eukaryota, Metazoa, Arthropoda, Insecta, Diptera, Tephritidae. Gene Ontology annotation, cellular component: nucleus.